GAUGCUAUCGUAAUUGCUAUCAAAAACGAAUUAUCAAUCGAUGUGGAUGCGCAGAUCCAAGAUUUCCAAAACCCUCUAGUAGAACACAAAUUUGUGACAUUAGAAAUGAGUACACGAGUAAAAAACUGUCUUUCCCUUGAGAGUGCUAAAAUGACGAAAAGAAAAUCGUGCAGAUGUAUGCAUCCCUGUAAGCAGGACGUCUAUACCACAACGUAUUCAGCGGCAAAAUGGCCAUCUGAAAGUAAUAGAAUUGAAUGUGAUUCGAAAGACUGCAACUCAUAUUACAGUGAGCAUGCAGCUAUGUUGGAAAUUUACUAUGAACAAAUGAGUUAUGAGAUUCUUCGAGAAUCGGAAUCGUACUCAAUUGUCAACCUCGUCUCCGACGUUGGUGGUCAGAUGGGGCUGUGGUUGGGUAAGCAUUGCUGA
Molecule: messenger RNA, 426 nt
Organism: Angiostrongylus costaricensis
Lineage: Eukaryota; Metazoa; Nematoda; Chromadorea; Rhabditida; Metastrongylidae
Source: the annotation of a GenBank genome assembly